AAAGGUCGAUUGAAGGCGUGUACAGAACGUACAAGUAGACGUUCCGUGUUCCACUCGAAGACAUCAGAACAACCAACCAAGCAAGAAAACAACACAAAACGAAACCCUAAUUUCAACUUCAUCCAUUUCAUCUCAUUCGCACCUAGACAGAGACAUAGCCUCUUUCGUUUGGCCUUGCAAGUCCCACAUUUCAAUCAUCCAUUCUUUCAUGUUCGAUUCCAAUUACUCUUCCAAUUUCAUCAUGGCCAAAACCUCCUUCAAACUUCAACAUCCUUUGGAGAGAAGGCAGGCUGAAGCUACUCGCAUUAGAGAGAAGUAUCCUGAUAGAAUACCUGUGAUUGUGGAGAAAGCUGAAAGAAGUGAUAUUCCAGACAUUGAUAAGAAGAAAUACCUUGUCCCAGCUGAUUUGACUGUUGGCCAGUUUGUUUAUGUUGUUCGCAAAAGGAUUAAGCUCAGUGCAGAGAAGGCUAUUUUUGUUUUCAUCAAUAACACUCUACCACCAACUGCUGCAUUGAUGUCUGCUAUUUAUGAGGAAAAUAAGGAUCAAGAUGGUUUUCUUUACAUGACUUAUAGUGGAGAGAACACCUUCGGAUCCCAUUAGGCAUAAUGUAUGUUACCUUCUGUAAAUAGCUCCUGUAAAAUGUAAAUUCUCUGCAGCUAAUUAUCAAUAAAUACUUGGCCUGUUGAAGAUUGUUAUCCUAAACUUCAAUUAUGUUCGUUAUCUUUAAAUUAUGAAUUUCAAUGGAUGAAUUUAGAAUUCCGAUGCGUGGGCAUUUGAUUUUUCCAUAGCUUAGUUUCAGUAACAUCAUCCACUUUAUGAUGCUAACUUUUGGGUGAAAAUUAUAGAGGAGUAUUGUUGAUAUAAACAUUUGGAGAGAAGUGACAUUCGCGCGAACGUUUAUUCUUACCAACUCUUUGGUGGGCUCAUACGGAAUGUUAGAAAAAACAGUGGGAUGUAAACCGCCUAAAUUGAUAUUGGAACUGUUCUAUCCUUGGACUUCUCCUUUCUAUCCCG
This is a messenger RNA of Abrus precatorius (Indian licorice), 1015 nucleotides long. Its product is annotated as autophagy-related protein 8C. Gene Ontology annotation, biological process: cellular response to nitrogen starvation. NCBI's taxonomy places the organism in Eukaryota, Viridiplantae, Streptophyta, Magnoliopsida, Fabales, Fabaceae. The record is from RefSeq and is a predicted model, not a curated record. The coding region runs from base 209 to 601 and encodes 130 amino acids. The transcript is spliced from 6 exons.